Messenger RNA from Gongylonema pulchrum, 594 nucleotides. NCBI's taxonomy places the organism in Eukaryota, Metazoa, Nematoda, Chromadorea, Rhabditida, Gongylonematidae. The record is from the annotation of a GenBank genome assembly.
AUGGCAUUUUUUACAGAACUUGAGGGCGUAAAAGAUCGAAUGCUGGAUCAGCUAUCGGGCGGUGAAUUGCAACGCUUUGCAAUAGCGAUGUGUGUUGUGCAGCGUGCUGAUGUGUACAUUUUUGAUGAACCUUCCAGCUAUUUAGAUGUCAAGCAACGGCUGAAAGCUGCAAAAAUCAUUCGAGAUUUAGUAACUCCUCAAAACUAUGUGAUUGUGGUGGAACACGAUUUGGCUGUGUUGGACUAUUUGUCUGACUUUGUAUGUUGCCUUUACGGGAUUCCUGGUGUAUACGGGGUUGUGACUAUGCCGUCAGGAGUGCGAGAGGGUAUCAACAUAUUCCUGGAUGGUUAUAUCCCUACGGAAAAUAUGCGGUUCAGGGAAACUGAACUGUCGUUUAAAGUCACCGAUCAAGCGGAAAAGGAAGUUGUAAAGCGGACAGCGCGUUACACGUAUCCGUCGUUUACCAAGCGAAUAGGGAAUUUUGAAUUGAAAGUUGAAGGCGGCGAAUUUACGGAUUCUGAAAUUAUUGUAAUGCUCGGAGAAAAUGGCACUGGCAAGACGACAAUGAUCAGGCAAGCUGUUACUUUUGAAUAA